UCAUAUAGCACCGAAUGAAUGUCAGUGAUUGAUUCUAUUUCUAUAUAUUUAAUUUAAGAAGCUUGUGUUGUUGUGUUGUUGUAGUAGUCUUUGACCUGAGAAGAUGCAUAUGAAGGCAAAGAGAGGAAAACGUUCAGAGGCCUUUUGGCCUUCCAUUGUGAUGAAAAAGUGGCUGAAUAUUAAGCCUAAGGCCAAUGAUUUUAGUGAAGAUGAAGUUGAUGCUGAAACUGAAACAGAAACUGAGAGUGAAGAUGAUGGUUCUGUUAAGGAUUCAAGAACUCGAAUGCUCCAAGAUAAUCCACCUAGAACUCAAGGGAACCAAUGCAUAUUCCAAAGUCAAUUAUCAUCAGCUUGCAAGGGAAACAAGACAAGACACAGAAGAGGGAAAUCAGAAACACUUCGUGCUCAGUACAUAAAUUCUAAGGAAGUGAGGGUAACAAUUGGAACUUGGAAUGUUGCUGGAAGAACUCCAAGUGAAGAUCUUGGGAUUGAUGAAUGGCUUUCUACUCAAGAACCAGCAGAUAUUUACAUUCUGGGGUUUCAAGAGGUAGUUCCAUUGAAUGCUGGAAAUGUACUAGGAGCAGAGGACAAUGCACCAAUCAGAAAAUGGGAAGCAAUCAUUAGAGGAACACUAAACAAGUCUUGUGAGCCUGAUGGAAUACACAAAAGUUACAGCGCGCCUCCUUCGCCGGUGCUAAGAACUACUUCUGCUGAUGAUAUUCUUCUAGCAGAGAAUAUAGAUGGUAAUGCAAUAGAUAUGGUGAUGAAUGAGGAGUAUGUGGGAACUGUAGCUGACAAUUAUGAUCUGCAUCAGCAGAAUGAAGCUAAAGAUAUAAUUGGGAUAAGCAAGAGUUUGGAGUUGAGAAAAAUCUAUGGCCUUGAUCUUCAGAAGAUAAUAGAUUGGCCUGAAAGACCACUAGAUGCAAUCCCACAAAUUGUUGAUUCAGAUGCAAAGUUGAGGAGAGUACUAAGUAGCUCAGCAAGAAUUGGAUUUAACAGGAAUGAAAGUUCUUUGAUAUAUGGUGCUGGAUUGAAGCGCUCGCACCAUAGUUCUGGAAACUUGGGAUUGUUGUGGAAAGAGCAGAAAGUGAUACCUGAAAUAGUUGAGUCCUUAGAUGAAGUCACUGACCUGUUAACAGCUGAGGAAGAUGAUGCUUUUGUUGAGUUACCCGAAAGCCAUGUUCAUGACAAUGAAGAUGGAUUAAGUGCCUUGAAUUCGCGGCCGAGGUAUGUUCGGAUCGUCAGCAAGCAAAUGGUAGGGAUCUAUGUCUCUGUUUGGGUGCAGAGGAAGUUGAGAAGACACAUUAACAAUUUGAAAGUUUCUCCUGUUGGUGUUGGUCUCAUGGGCUACAUGGGAAACAAGGGUUCUGUUUCAGUUAGUAUGUCUCUCUAUCAGUCACGCCUGUGCUUCGUUUGCUCCCACCUUACUUCCGGCCAAAAGGAUGGAGCUAGGCGAAACUCCGAUGUUCACGAAAUCCUAAGAAGAACUUGCUUUUCAUCAUCUUCUGUCUUUGAUACAGAUCAACCACAAACAAUCCCAUCUCAUGAUCAGAUUUUCUGGUUUGGGGAUUUGAAUUAUCGUAUUGACAUGUUGGAUACCGAGGUUCGAAAGUUGGUGGCUCUAAAGAAGUGGGAUCAACUUAAGAAUAAUGAUCAACUAAGCAAAGAAUUGCGAGAGGGGCAUGUAUUUAGUGGAUGGAGAGAGGGAUUGAUAAACUUUCCACCAACUUACAAGUAUGAAUUUAACUCUGAUAGAUAUGUUGGUGAGAACACAAAAGAAGGUGAAAAGAAGAGAUCUCCAGCAUGGUGUGACCGUAUAUUGUGGCUAGGGAAAGGUAUAAAGCAACUUCAAUAUGAACGUGCAGAAAUUAAGCUCUCAGAUCAUAGACCUGUUAGUUCAAUAUUCUUGGUUGAAGUUGAAGUAUUUGACCACCGAAAACUUAAGAGAGUUUUAAAUGUCAAUAGUGCAGCAAUACACCCUGAGAUCUUUCUUGAUGAAGAUGGUGAGAUAGAAUCAUAUUAUUAGAUAUGAGGCAUUCAUUCAAGAACCGGAGCAAUCAAUAUACUUGGGUGUGAGAUCUCUUCUGUCUUUGAAGUCAUGUGGCAAAUUUAUAAGGAGCAUUAUGGCAAAUCUGAGUUACAUGGAAGCCAAUAGGCAUAGCCAUAUAAUUAUUACACUAAAAAGAAUAUGUACAUAGUAAUAGGCUGAUAUAUAAAUAGGGGUUCUUUUUCCAUCUUUGGUAAA
Molecule: messenger RNA, 2245 nt
Organism: Arachis ipaensis
Lineage: Eukaryota; Viridiplantae; Streptophyta; Magnoliopsida; Fabales; Fabaceae
Source: RefSeq, a predicted model, not a curated record